Messenger RNA from Drosophila montana, 603 nucleotides. RefSeq lists its product as uncharacterized. Bases 1 to 603 code for a protein of 200 amino acids. The record is from RefSeq and is a predicted model, not a curated record. Lineage: Eukaryota; Metazoa; Arthropoda; Insecta; Diptera; Drosophilidae. The transcript is spliced from 2 exons.
AUGACGCUUCGCAUUUUAUUAAUCGCAGCUGCCGCAUUGAUUUGCCACUGUGCCGCCGAUGUGGCGCACAUAAAUCAAGCGGCGCCUAAGGACGUACUGGUGCCAUUCAAUGAUUUAUUGCCGCCACCACUGGAGGAGUCCACAACGGAGGCCUCGACGCCAGCCACAAAGCCCACCAAAAAGUCAUACUAUCAGCAGCAGCAGCAGCAGCAGGCCAGGACCAAGGAGACGGCCAUCAGGGCUGAGCAGCCCAGCGCCAAGCAGCCAACGCUCGCCUUGGAUUUGUUGCCGCCCUUCGCUGCGGAUGUGGUGCAGCCACAAGUGGAGGCAGCCAGCAGCAGCAGCAGCAUCAUCAAAACCACCGUCACCACGCAGCAGCCACCGGUUGUGCCACCGCUCGUGCCACAUGUUGCACAGCCGCAGCAGCUGAGCGCACGCGUGGCAGCCAGAACCAACAGCAUUGCCAGCGAAACCUCCGGCUCUUCGCGCUUCUCGCCCGACCUCAUCCGUCAGUAUGCAACAUAUUUUCAGUCCACGACGCCGCAUCCGCCGCGCGGUCCGCUGCCAACGCUAACGCCCUUUCCACGUCAUAUUAAAAUCUAG